AUACGCCUCUGUCCUCCUCCAGCACUCCACUGGACUAGUGCGUUUGGACGGACGCGAUUCCUCCUCCUGUGUGAGCGCUGAUCGGGAUACUAAGCACGCAGCUUUUGGUUUAUUAGACCCUCAGCGUUAUCUCCAUCCCCUAUUUGGGUAAGAUUUACCCACGUCGUUGUGUUGCAGCAGCAAGAAAUAACCACAGACCCGAAGUCAAGGCGCCAAUCAGUGAAAUUAUUUAUCGACGGGAAGAUUUAUUUCUAUCCAAGAUUGUGGGGACUGUAUGACAGAGCGCAGCAAAGCUUUUCCCUGACUCUCUGCGCUGGAUGUGUAUACAUGCACGUAUAUUGCUGCGGCUGGUGAUACGGACUAAGACGUCCAGCUGCCAUUGAGAUGUGAUUCUCUGGGGCUUCAUUUCACUUUGACAAAGCAAAGUACACUAUAAAAAGGCCUGUAUGGUGUCAGGAACACUGAGCUGUGAGAAAAACAGCUCACCACAACACCGUCUGGGCUCAGCAGGAAGUACCUCCAUAUUUACUUCCCGGUCACCCUCAGACGUCAUGUGGACCAGAUGCCUGCUCUUCGUCUUCACCUUGUUUGCUCCCAUUGCCAUUGCCGGUGGCCGUGCCCCUAUCCCUAUGGCAGUGGUGCGGAGGGAGCUGUCAUGUGAGUCUUACCCCAUCGAGCUGCGCUGCCCCGGCACUGACGUCAUCAUGAUCGAGAGCGCCAACUACGGCCGCACCGAUGACAAGAUCUGCGACUCGGACCCCGCCCAGAUGGAGAACACUCGCUGUUACCUGCCUGAUGCAUACAAAAUCAUGUCUCUCAGAUGCAACAACCGUACCCAGUGUGCGGUGGUGGCUGGGCCAGACGUUUUCCCUGAUCCCUGCCCUGGCACAUACAAAUAUUUGGAAGUCCAAUAUGAGUGUGUCCCAUACAAAGUUGAACAAAAAGUAUUUCUCUGCCCUGGCAUUCUGCGAGGAGUGUACCAGAGUGAACAUCUCUUCGAGUCAGAUCACCAGUCCGGUGCGUGGUGCAAAGACCCACUGCAGGCCUCAGACAAGAUCUACUACAUGCCCUGGACCCCAUACCGCACUGACACACUGACAGAGUACUCGUCAAAGGAGGACUUCAUAGCAGGACGUCCCACCACCACCUACAAACUCCCACACCGUGUGGACGGGACUGGUUUUGUAGUCUAUGACGGUGCUCUGUUCUUCAACAAGGAGCGCACGCGCAACAUUGUAAAGUUUGACCUGCGCACUCGCAUCAAGAGUGGUGAGGCCAUCAUUGCCAAUGCCAACUACCAUGACACCUCACCAUAUCGCUGGGGGGGAAAGUCGGACAUUGACCUAGCGGUGGACGAGAACGGGCUGUGGGUGAUCUAUGCAACAGAGCAGAACAACGGGCGAAUCGUGGUGAGCCAGCUCAACCCCUACACCCUGCGUAUCGAAGGUUCCUGGGACUCAACGUAUGACAAACGCUCCGCCUCCAAUGCGUUCAUGAUCUGCGGAGUCCUGUACGUGGUCAAAACGGUCUACGAAGAUGACGACAAUGAAGGGACUGGAAACAAAAUCGACUACAUGUACAACACUGAUAAGAGCAAGGAGAUGACGGUUAACAUACCAUUCCCCAAUUCCUACCAGUACAUCGCCGCAGUGGAUUACAACCCGAGAGACAACCUGCUGUACGUGUGGAAUAACUACCACGUGGUCAAGUACUCGCUGGACUUCGGCAACAAUGACUAUCGCCCACCUCCCAUUAUGCCUCCAAACCGAGGAGGAGGAGGAGGCGGAGGGGGUCCAGUUGUAGGCGGAGGUUCCUCCUCUUCAUCAACCAGCCGCACCACCACCACUCGUUCUCCUCCCUACUUCACCACCCCCCGGCCUCUCCUCACCACCUCCCCUGGCCAGCGCUGGAGGACCACCACCACGGUUCGUCAGCCAAUCCCGGUUCCCGCCGGUGGCUCAGCAUCCGACACCAACCAGAUUCCCGACACCAACCAGAAAGGAGGGCGCUCUCCCCCGGUGCAGGUCCCCCCAGCGGCCCCUCAGCCUGCUCCCCUGCCUCCACAAGACUUCUGCAGUCCAAGGCUGACAGCCGAGAUAUCAUGGCCCCGGACGCAGCAAGGCCAGAAAGCCAAGCAGCCCUGCCCUGUAGGAACCCUGGGCGUGGCCACGUACGUGUGCAUGGCCCAUUUGGGCUACUGGGAUCCCAAAGGGCCCGACCUCAGCAACUGCACGUCGCCCUGGGUCAACCACAUUAUGCAGAAACUCCGUUCGGGCGAGACAGCAGCAAUCGUGGCCAGAGAGCUGGCAGAGCAGACCAAAGGUCUUCUGCGUCCUGGCGACGUGCCAUCCACCGUGCGGGCCAUGGCCCAACUGGUGGAGCUGCUGGACGUACAGCUCAGGAACCUCACCCCCGGGGGCAAGGACAGCGCAGCCCGCAGCCUCACCAAGCUUCAGAAGAGAGAAAGGUCCUGCAGGGUUUUCACACAGGCUAUGGUGGAGACGGUGAAUAAUUUGCUGCAGCCACGAGCCCAGGCGGCCUGGAGAGAACUGCCCACCAGCGGGCAGCUUCACUCAGCCACUCUGCUCCUCGACACUGUGGAGACGGGAGCUUUUAUGUUAGCCGACAACCUCCUCAAGACCGACACUGUGCAGGAGACCACUGACAACAUCCAGCUGGAAGUGGCCAGGCUGAGCACGGAUGGGAACCUAGAAGACCUGACAUUCCCUCAGUCAGAACUACAUGGAAACUCCAUCCAGCUGUCAGCCAGCACUCUCAAACAACACGGCAGAAACGGGGAGAUCAGGAUGGCCUUCGUGCUGUACAGGAACUUGGGGGCCUACCUUUCCACAGAGAAUGCCAGCGUCAGACUGAGCAGCGAUGCAGUCUACCCAAAUUACUCCGUUAUCGUCAACUCCCCGGUCAUCACGGCAUCCAUUAACAAGGACAGCAAUAAGGUUUACCUGUCUGAGCCUGUGGUCUUCACUGUCAAACACCUACAGCAUUCGGAAGAGAACUUCAAUCCCAACUGUUCAUUCUGGAGCUACUCCAAGCGCACCAUGAUGGGGAUCUGGUCUACCAAGGACUGUCGUCUGCUGGCGACCAAUCGCACACACACCACCUGCUCCUGCACACACCUCACCAGCUUUGCAGUGCUUAUGGCCCACGUUGAGGUGAAGAAAGCAGACAGCAUGCACGACCUGCUCCUGGACGUCAUCACCUGGGUGGGGAUUCUGUUGUCGCUGGUUUGCCUGCUUAUCUGCAUCUUCACCUUUUGCUUCUUCCGUGGGCUGCAAAGUGACCGCAACACCAUCCACAAGAACCUCUGCAUCAGCCUCUUCAUCGCUGAGUCACUCUUCCUGGUGGGGAUCAACAGGGCUGAUCAACCGAUUGCCUGUGCGGUCUUCGCAGCCUUGCUCCAUUUCUUCUUUUUGGCAGCCUUCACCUGGAUGUUCCUGGAAGGGGUGCAGCUCUACAUCAUGCUGGUAGAGGUGUUUGAGAGUGAACACUCCAGGACUAAAUACUUCUACCUGGCAGGCUACGGAGUGCCUGCUGUCAUAGUGGCCGUCUCCGCUGCAGUGGACUACAGGAGCUACGGCACCGAUCGAGUGUGCUGGCUACGAUUGGACACAUACUUUAUCUGGAGCUUUAUAGGCCCUGCUACGCUCAUCAUUAUGCUGAAUGUAAUCUUCCUCGGCAUCGCUCUUUACAAGAUGUUCCAUCAUACGGCCAUUCUCAAACCCGACUCUGGAUGUCUGGACAACAUCAAGUCUUGGGUGAUCGGGGCCAUCGCCCUGCUUUGUCUGCUGGGCCUGACCUGGGCUUUCGGCCUGAUGUACAUCAAUGAGAGCACCGUCAUCAUGGCCUACCUUUUCACCAUCUUCAACUCUCUGCAGGGCAUGUUCAUCUUCAUCUUUCACUGCAUACUGCAGAAGAAGGUACGAAAAGAGUACGGCAAAUGUCUGCGCACUCACUGCUGCAGCGGCAAGAGCGUGGAGACGUCAAUCUCCUCCUCCAGCAAGACCACCACCUCAAGGACCCCCGGCCGCUACUCCACAGGCUCACAGGUGAGCUUACCUGCCUGCACACCUGGACGAUACAGCACAGCAGACUCUCAGAGUCGUAUCAGGCGGAUGUGGAAUGACACUGUGAGGAAACAGGAGUCUUCCUUCAUCACUGGAGACAUCAACAGCUCCGCCACGCUCAACAGAGUCUAUAACAACCCCGCCGUGGGCAUGUACAACACCCAAGCACCGUACCGAGACACAAAGGGCAUCCUGAACAACGCAAGAGACUCCAGUGUAAUGGAUACACUCCCUCUUAAUGGUAACCAUGCCAACAACUACAGCAUGGCCAGCAGCGAGUACCUGAGCGACUGCGUCCAGAUCUUGGACCGUAGUGGCGGCUACGGCACCCACGGCAAUCAUAAGGAGACGACCCUGGAGAAGAAGAUCCUCAAGGAGCUGACCUCCAAUUACAUCCCCUCCUACCUCAACAACCAUGAGAGAGCGACCACCGAACGCAACCACAACCUGAUGAACAAGCUGGUCAACAGCAGCAUGGCCAAUGGAGGGAGCAUGGCAGGAGGCAGCAGCAGCAGCAGCAGCAGUGGCGUUGGAGGAUGUGUGGGCAGCGGUAAAGAGGACAAUUGUCCCAUGGUGCUGGACAACCCUGCAGCCUUCCCCCACGAGGAGAAUCUGGGUUUGGAGAUCAUUAGAGAGGAGUCCAACGCUCCACUCCUGCCGCCACGUCCUCCUCCACCAGACAGCCACCCCCCUCCUCCGCCUCCCCCGCACAGCUUCUCUCGGCCACGGCGCAUUCCCCAGGAGACCAGCGAGAGCUUUUUCCCCCUGCUGACCAACGAGCACACUGACGAACACACACAUUCGCCCAGCCACAGAGACUCACUGUACACCAGCAUGCCUGUGCUGACGGACCUUCCGGAUGGACAGAUGAACGGUUUAACAGACGGAGAGGAAGACAGCUCCGGGGAGCUGCAGCCCUGUAAGAGUGCCACUGCUCCGGAGCUAGAUGACGUCUAUUAUAAGAGCAUGCCAAACUUGGGCUCCAGGAAUCAACUUCACGACCUGCAGAGCUACUACCACAUGGGCCGUGGUGGCAGCGAUGGAUACAUGGUGUCCGGCAGCAAGGAGGAGUCCGAUUCGUCGCCUGAGGAGCCGCCUGUAGACCCUUCCCACCUGGUAACCAGUCUAUAGAGCCAAUAAAGAGACUUCUAUCCCUCCACAGCCCAUUCUCACACUUCCAACCUUCCAAUGAAAACAUUUUGUGUUGUUGAUCGACAGACUGAGCUGGCCCACCCCUGGAUUGAUGUACUAUUUGUGACAUUGACUAUAGUUCAUGACGACAUGGUUAAGAAUUGGCUGGUCAAAUGAAGGCAGGGACUGAAUGUAUCGUCACAAAUGGUGCAGAGCGAGAGGGUGGUUCGGAGAGACUUUACCUGGAAAAGAGAGGAAGGGGGAGGGAUCCUGUAAUUUCACCCUACCUGUUACUUUAAUAUGAAAUCUUGGAUUGAAGUUCCCCAAUAUGAACCUCUAGCAGAUCAUAGCAUAGAGUCUCCACUACCAUGGCAACAGGGGCGUGGCCAUCCAGCCCUGGUCAAAGGAGCUGCCUGUCUGAGUAUCUGUAUGUCCGUCUCACGCUUAAAGACAUGUACUGGGAUGACGUUUGCACCUUUUCAAAGGGUAGAGCAGGAUAUUGAACUCCGUUGUUCACAACAUAAACUGGCCUUACAUAGGCCCCGCCCCACUAUCUGCCAAUCAAGUGGAGGAUGUACGAUAAAUGCCCUCUCUACCAAAACAUCCCAAAAACUAUUUUAUUGGGCAACCGAACUGUAAUCAUAUCACGCUGAUGUUCUGAACUCUCUUCCUGUUCGUAUCUGCUAAACUGGAGUUGUGUCUGGGCUGGUGUAACAUUCCUGCGAGUUGUAGUGACUGCGGCUACUGUGUAUUUCACUGAAAACAAAGAAGGGAGAUCAUAUAACAACAGACUGAACUAAAAAAAAAAAAGAAUGGGUUCUGUUUCUCCUCCUUUCUUCUGUAAAAGUUUUCAGUUAUCAAAGGAUUAUAAAGAAAUCACAAACUGUUUCUAUGUAUUGUACAGAAUACAAAUACAGAUACAUUGUUGCAUAUGACCAAGUCUUUUAUUUUUUACAUUUUUAAGUUGCAAACCUUUUGUCUGUGGAACUGUUCUGAAAUGUCAUGAUGAGUUCUGGUCACGUGUAAUUGACAGAACAAACAAGGAACAAUCGAUCUGUAAUUUGUUGGUAAAUACAGCGUUAAGCACUUCUUAAUUAUACUACGCAUAUACCCUACACACACUUCAUUCCGGACCUUUUUAUAGAAACACCACUGUCACCUACAUUUUGCAAAUCAAUUGUUACUAUAUACUUUACCACUGUGUAGAUUCUAAAGUAAAGGGUAAAGGAAGUGGCUAAUUUAUGAUAGAGAUGGUUGCUAUGGUAAUUCUACCAUUUAGUCUUUGCUGGAAGUGGGUCUCAUCUCAUUUGUUCUUGAAUAAAGCGUUUCCUUCCUUAAGGCACAAGCGUGAACGAGAGUGGAUUUAUUUUACAAAGAUAUCAGAUAUUUGGAGCAACACAAGAAUGCGUUAUUAAGCAUACCCUCUCUAUUAACAUUGCUUUGCUGUGCUGGUUGAGAUUGUACAGAUAAAGAAUGCUGGGAAUAAAAAAUGUCAUUCUCUAAAGAAAAAAAAGAGACUUUAGACUAUUUGAAACAGAGUGGGUCUCUGUGAAAUGACAUGAUUACACGAUAUAUGUGUACUGAAGAUAUGAAAACUCUGCACACAGCAGCACUGUCCAAUGUGGAAAGCCAAUGUUUACUUAUUUAGGAGAGAAAAAAUCAUAAGUGUAUGAAGUGUAGCUUGCACAUGUAUCCCACAAGCCCCCGCCAUGUCCCCAAGAGAGAAAUUAUUUAUUUAUCUGUUUAUUGGUUUGAAGACAGCAAAACAAGCUUGGAGGAAGAAAGCUGGCUUUAGGCAGGAGUAAAUAUGAUGGCACUGGGUUUGUUUCAUGGUUCUUUUUUUAAAUUAUUAUGAUCAUGACUAUUAUUACAAUAUUAUUGAUAAUUAUUUAUUCUUUUUGUAUGGGUUCCAAGUUGAAUGAUCUCAUAACUAAUAUUUGUUGUAACAGUGAAAGUUGUUUGCCAACAAAUAAAUUA
Trematomus bernacchii (emerald rockcod) is the source of this 7193-nucleotide messenger RNA. It is a transcript of the gene adgrl3.1, whose product is annotated as adhesion G protein-coupled receptor L3.1. Gene Ontology annotation, cellular component: glutamatergic synapse; axon; cell-cell junction. Gene Ontology annotation, molecular function: carbohydrate binding; G protein-coupled receptor activity. NCBI's taxonomy places the organism in Eukaryota, Metazoa, Chordata, Actinopteri, Perciformes, Nototheniidae. The coding region runs from base 447 to 5216 and encodes 1589 amino acids. The record is from RefSeq and is a predicted model, not a curated record. The transcript has 26 exons. Gene Ontology annotation, biological process: synapse assembly; cell surface receptor signaling pathway; adenylate cyclase-activating G protein-coupled receptor signaling pathway.